Ailuropoda melanoleuca (giant panda) is the source of this 2815-nucleotide messenger RNA. It is a transcript of the gene PKP3, whose product is annotated as plakophilin 3. Gene Ontology annotation, biological process: cell-cell adhesion. Bases 72 to 2501 code for a protein of 809 amino acids. Gene Ontology annotation, cellular component: cytoplasm; plasma membrane; nucleus. The record is from RefSeq and is a predicted model, not a curated record. NCBI's taxonomy places the organism in Eukaryota, Metazoa, Chordata, Mammalia, Carnivora, Ursidae. The transcript is spliced from 14 exons. Gene Ontology annotation, molecular function: protein binding.
CCGCCCUCCCGGUGCCCCCACAGUCCCAAAAUGCAGUGAGAGGCUGCCCCGGACGGACGUGCGGGCCUGGGAUGGAGCCCGGGACCCCUUGGCCUGCACCAGCGGCCCCCGGGAUGAGCCAUGGGGGUGGCGGUAUCCAGACCACCAGCACGCCCGAGGCCGGCGUGUGCUCCCUGGCGCUGCCCUCCGACCUGCAGCUGGACCGCCGGGGUGCAGAGGGGCCGGACGCUGAGCGGCUGCGAGCAGCCCGCGUCCAGGAGCAGGUCCGCGCCCGCCUCCUGCAGCUAGGCCAGCAGGCUCGGCACAAUGGGGCAGCUGAGCCUGAGGGGGCCACCGAGGCAGCCAGAGGCUCCCGCGGUCAGUACCACACCCUGCAGGCUGGCUUCAGUUCCCGCUCCCAGGGCCUCGGUGGGGACAACACGUCUACCUUCCGGCCCAUUGCCAAGCCCGCCUACAGCCCUGCCUCCUGGUCAUCUCGCUCAGCUGUGGACCUGAGCUCCAGUCGGAGACUGAGCUCUGCCCACAACGGGGGCAGCACCUUUGGGGUUGCAGGGUACGGGGGAGCCCAGCCCGCUGCACCCAUGCCCACCCGGCCCAUAUCCUUCCAUGAGCGUGGUGGGGUGGGGAGCCGGGUGGACUAUGACACCUUGUCCCUGCGCUCGCUGAGGCUAGGGGCUGGAGGUCUAGAUGACCGCUACAGCGUAGUGUCCGAGCAGCUGGAGCCCCCGGCUGCCUCCGCCUACAGGGCCUUCUCCUAUGAGCGCCAGGCCAGCUCCAGCCGGGCAGGGGGCCCGGACUGGCCAGAGGCUACCGAGGGGCCGCCCAGCCGGACCAUCCGCGCACCGGCCAUGCGGACCCUGCAGCGAUUCCAGAGCAGCCACCGCAGCCGUGUCGGGGCCGGGGUGGCGCCAGGGGGUGUCCUGGAGCCUGUGGCCCGAGCGCCGUCUGUGCGCAGCCUCAGCCUGAGCCUGGCUGACGCCAGCCACCUGCCGGACGUGCGUGGGCUGGACAGCUACGGUGGCCACCGCACCCUGCAGAGGCUCAGCAGCGGAUUUGAUGACAUUGACCUGCCCUCGGCAGUCAAGUACCUCAUGGCCUCAGACCCCAACCUGCAGGUGCUGGGAGCAGCCUACAUCCAGCACAAGUGCUACAGUGAUCCAGCAGCCAAGAAGCAGGCCCGCAGCCUCCAGGCCGUGCCCAGGCUGGUGAAGCUCUUCAACCAUGCCAACCAGGAGGUGCAGCGCCACGCCACGGGCGCCACGCGCAACCUCAUCUACGACAACGCGGACAACAAGCUGGCCCUGGUGGAGGAGAACGGCAUCUUCGAGCUGCUGCGGACGCUGCGUGAGCAAGACGAUGAGCUGCGCAAGAACGUCACAGGGAUCCUAUGGAACCUGUCCUCCAGCGACCACCUGAAGGACCGCCUGGCCCGAGACACACUGGAGCAGCUCACGGACCUGGUGCUGAGCCCCCUCUCAGGCGCCGGGGGACCACCCCUCAUCCAGCAGAACGCCUCCGAGGCUGAAAUCUUCUAUAAUGCCACGGGGUUCCUCAGGAACCUCAGCUCAGCCUCCCAGGCCACUCGCCAGAAGAUGCGUGAGUGCCAUGGGCUGGUGGAUGCCCUGGUCACCUAUAUCAACCAUGCCCUGGACGUGGGCAAGUGCGAGGACAAGAGCGUGGAGAAUGCCGUGUGCGUGCUGAGGAACCUGUCCUACCGCCUGUAUGACGAGAUGCCGCCAUCAGCCCUACAGCGGCUCGAGGGCAGGGGCCGCAGGGACAUGGCUGGGGCGCCACCCGGCGAGGUGGUGGGCUGCUUCACGCCUCAGAGCCGGCGGCUUCGAGAGCUGCCCCUCACGGCCGACGCACUCACCUUUGCCGAAGUCUCUAAGGACCCCAAGGGUCUCGAGUGGCUGUGGAGCCCCCAGAUCGUGGGGCUGUACAAUCGGCUGUUGCAGCGCUGUGAGCUCAACCCGCACACGACUGAGGCAGCCGCUGGGGCACUGCAGAACGUCACCGCGGGCGACCGCAGGUGGGCGGGCGUGCUGAGCCGCCUGGCUCUGGAGCAGGAGCGUAUCCUGAACCCGCUGCUGGACCGGGUUCGGACCGCUGACCACCACCAGCUGCGCUCGCUCACUGGCCUCAUCCGAAACCUGUCUCGGAAUGCCAGAAACAAGGAUGAGAUGUCCACCAAGGUGGUGAGUCACUUGAUUGAGAAGCUUCCUGGAAGCGUGGGUGAGAAGUGUCCCCCGGCCGACGUGCUGGUCAACAUCAUAGCUGUGCUCAACAACCUGGUGGUGGCCAGUCCCAUCGCCGCCCGAGACUUGCUCUACUUUGACGGGCUCCGAAAGCUGGUCUUCAUCAAGAAGAAGCGGGACAGCCCCGACAGUGAGAAGUCCUCCCGAGCGGCCUCCAGCCUCUUGGCCAACCUGUGGCAGUACAACAAGCUUCACCGAGACUUCCGGGCGAAGGGCUAUCGAAAGGAGGACUUCCUGGGCCCAUAGGUGAGGCCUUCCUGGAGGAGGAAGAUGCAACGUGGCCCGGCCUCCAAGGGACAGGCUCAGCUCUGCGCUGCUCACUGGCCAGCCCGGCGGGAGAAGGCUGAUGGCCUGGGGCCUCUCGCUGGAGCCCGUGUGCAACUCUGAAGGGCCUAGGGCACCAGGGAGGGGACGGGGGGGGGGCUGGUUGCAGGGACUUGGCUUCUAUAGGGCAGGGGUAGGGCAGGGCUUGAGGCUCUCUGGGGUGUGGGAUGGUGACCAGGUCACAUGGGCAGAGGGGGCAACUGCCAGUGCUUGGAAUAAAGGUGGCCAUGAACACA